Molecule: messenger RNA, 1707 nt
Organism: Maniola jurtina (meadow brown)
Lineage: Eukaryota; Metazoa; Arthropoda; Insecta; Lepidoptera; Nymphalidae
Product: dentin sialophosphoprotein-like
Exons: 2
Coding region: 1-1218 (405 amino acids)
Biological process (GO): regulation of transcription by RNA polymerase II
Cellular component (GO): transcription regulator complex; nucleus
Source: RefSeq, a predicted model, not a curated record
AUGGAUGAAAAACUUAUUGAAAGUGUGAAAAAGUUUCCGUGCAUUUGGAACACAUCUUCAGAAUUUUACAAAUGCAACGAAACAAAAGAUGCUGCGUGGGACCAAAUUAUCAUUGAAACAAACAUAUCGGAUGUUACAACUGCCAAGUCGCGCUGGAAACAACUGAGAGAUAACCAUCGGGAUGCCUUAAAAAGACAAAAUGCAACAAGGAGUGGACAGGCUAGAAAACAACGAAAAGAAUGGAAAUAUCAAAAAGCCAUGUCAUUUUUAUUGCCUUACAUGAGUAACAGAGACCGGUCAACAAAUUUUACGCCCCUGGACCACUCAGUAAGCGAAACUUCAAAUCCGCCAAAUACCAUUGAAGAGAGUUCACGGGAAUCAUGCAAUUUUUUGCCAUCAAAUUCAAAUAAUCUUCCUUUUGCCGAUGAUCCUAAGAAUCCAACAGCUUCGGAAUCUCUUCCAUCAACAUCCAAAAAAAGAAAGAACGAUGAAAUUCUAGAUUAUUUAAAAAAAAAUCAAGAACGCCGCGAAGUGUUGGAACGAGAACGGAUAGAACUUAAAAACAUGAUGUCAGCCAGUGAUAAAUACGAUGAAAUAGACUUAUUUUUUUUAAAUUUGGCUGCAUCGACAAAAAAGCUGCCGUAUUAUUUUCAACUUCAAAUUAAAAAAACCUGCUUUAAUGCGGUAAUGUCAGCUGAAGAAAGUAAUCUUCAACAUAGUUGGUAUUCUCCGAAUAAUUAUGGUUAUUCUACAGGCUCAACACCUACAUCAGAUAACAUCAACACUAGUAUCGAUACUCCUAGUGCUUCAGAUAAUAUCAACACUAGUAUCAAUAUUCCUAGUGCUUCAGAUAAUAUCAACACUAGUCUUAAUAUUCCUAGUGCUUCAGAUAAUACCAACACUAGUGUCAAUAUUCCUAGUGCUUCAGAUAAUAUCAACACUAGUCUUAAUAUUCCUAGUGCUUCAGAUAAUACCAACACUAGUGUCAAUAUUCCUAGUGCUUCAGAUAAUAUCAACACUAGUCUUAAUAUUCCUAGUGCUUCAGAUAAUACCAACACUAGUGUCAAUAUUCCUAGUGCUUCAGAUAAUAUUAACACUAGUAUCAUUAAUCCUAGCGCUUUACAAAUUCCAACAACCCAGGAUAUUGAAACAUCUGCAGCAGAGCCAACAGAACCCAAUGAAAAUGCGGUCAAUUUUGAGACAGAUUACGAUUUUUAAAUUAAUAUAACAUGGCUUCUAUAACUGUAUGCAAAAAUAAAAGUUACUUUGAUUUAAAAUGUGUACUUACUUUAAACACACCGCUAAUCUUUCACGGCUACUAAUUGAAUUUCUGUAAUUUGUGUCUUGUUUCCGAAUAUAUGGUUCAAUCAGGGAGUGAAGUUCAUAAAAAGUACAUCUUGAAACUCUAUAAGAAUUUUCGAAAGUUUCUUCAUCAGCUGUUUGGAAAAAAGUAAAAUAUUCACUGUGUUCUGAACGAUGUUUGAUAUGAUUUCUUAACCAAAAUCUAUGUUUCCUCAUAGAAUUGUUCAAAUGGUAUAUGGUAAGUAUUUCGGCUUCUUCUGACUCCAACUCUUCUUCCUCAAGCAAUGUAAGGUAAUAAUGUAUCAACUUUUUCGAUGGCAUGUCUGCUAUCACUGACAUUUCGCGUAGAACUAAACCAAUCGCCCCACGCCGGGAGCUCGAAAUCACUCGUCGCGUACUUGCUGC